AGCCAGCCUCUCCUUCUUCCUCUUACCUAUUCGUCUCCUCUGCCUCCGUUGCUUUCUCUCAGCAGCAGCAGACAAACUAUAUAUGAAUUCAAGAAUGAACUGAAUCGAUAUCGGAUUGGGUCCGAGGAUCCUCUCACCGAUGGAGUCAACCCACAGAGAAUCCGAUCGGGUGAAGGGUCCGUGGAGCCCAGAGGAAGACGAGCUGCUCAGGAAACUCAUCCAGCGCCACGGCGCUCGGAACUGGUCCCUCAUAAGCCAGUCGGUGCCGGGGCGGUCCGGCAAGUCUUGCCGGCUCCGAUGGUGCAACCAGCUCUCCCCGGAGGUCGAGCACCGGCCGUUCACCCCAGAGGAGGACGAGAUCGUCAUCUGGGCCCAUGCAACGUACGGAAACCGGUGGGCCACGAUCGCGAAGCUCCUGAACGGCCGGACCGACAACGCGGUCAAGAACCACUGGAAUGCUACCUUGAAGCGCAAGCAAGCCGGCACUGCCACCCAGCAGCCGCCAGAGAAGAAGCUCUGCAUUGACUACGGCAGCAGCCCAAGCCCUGGCACAACGUCGGCAUCUGGGGUCAGCGACUCUGCUGCGGUUCCUCCAUUCAUAGACGAGUCAGGCUGGGCGGCGACACCGGACGAUGGCCCGUCGACUCUACUGACGCUGUCGCUGCCCGGGAGCAACUCGACCCACUCGGGCACGUUGCUGGAGAAAGACAGCUCAUCGGCCCCAGAGAGUGGUGGUCGCCGUGAAGUCAAUCCGUUAACAAACGGCGGGGACCCCAAGACGGCGUCUUUUGGGGUUGAAUUGAUGUCUCUGGUGCAGGAGAUGGUUAGGACUGAACUGAGGAAUUUCAUGUUGGAAGGAGGAGGCAGCAAGAAUGACGGCUCAUUCGGCUCCGACGGCAGGUUGUGAGUGAGGGCAACUUUUUCGACGUGAGAAUGAAUCAAUUCUUUUCGGCGUCAUUUAACCGACGAACAUUUUUUUUUUUUGGUGGGUUCGACAUCAAUAAAUCAAGAAAUCCUUUUACAUUCGGAGGUUGUCCAAAAAAGCAUUUCUUUUGGUUCUUUAUAAAUAAAUUCACCUCCUGCAUUACGACUGUA
Molecule: messenger RNA, 1095 nt
Organism: Punica granatum (pomegranate)
Lineage: Eukaryota; Viridiplantae; Streptophyta; Magnoliopsida; Myrtales; Lythraceae
Source: RefSeq, a predicted model, not a curated record